Molecule: messenger RNA, 1239 nt
Organism: Meleagris gallopavo (turkey)
Lineage: Eukaryota; Metazoa; Chordata; Aves; Galliformes; Phasianidae
Source: RefSeq, a predicted model, not a curated record
CCUUUAUAUUACGAAGAGGGAUGAGAUUGGUUAAACAGAAGUGGCAAAGCUAAUGUUGCGAACUAUUGCUCACUGUGUACUCAGGUUUUCAGUACUGAUGUGUGGGAGCAGGAAGCUGUGGCUGUGUUGCGAAGUACACGCGUGAGCAGCGUUUGCUUGUGCUGCGGGUAAUAUGGAGGCUUGGCAAUGACUUGCUGCUGGCUCCCCACAUCACCGUGCACCUGAUAAUAGCAGUUCUCUCUUGAUUGAGCGGCUUUCCCAUUACCAUACGUCCUGAACGUUUUGAGGAUUAUGGCACAGGCUCAAGGUUUUGGGAGAAGAUACGUGAAAGCCUUCUUUAAAGGUUUCUUUGUUGCUGUUCCUGUAACUGUGACCUUUCUAGAUAGAGUUGCCUGUGUAGCCAGAGUGGAAGGAGCAUCAAUGCAGCCUUCCUUGAAUCCUGGGGGAAGACAAGCAUCUGAUGUAGUGCUCUUGAACCAUUGGAGCAUUCGAAAUUAUGAUGUGCAACGUGGGGACAUCGUGUCAUUGGUGUCUCCUAGAAACCCUGAACAGAAGAUCAUUAAACGAGUGAUUGCUCUUGAAGGAGACAUUAUCAAAACCAUUGGAUACAAAAAGAAGUACGUGAAAGUUCCACAUGGGCAUAUUUGGGUGGAAGGUGAUCACCAUGGCCACAGCUUUGAUAGCAAUGCAUUUGGCCCGUUUUCAUGGAAAUAAAUAGGAGCCAUUACUGUUGGAACCACCUAUGUAUAUGCAGCCCAAGACAAUUCCUCUUCACUCAGUGCAGCCCAGGCAAGCCUAAAAGUUGGACACCCAUGCCUCAUGGAUUGGAAGCCUGCAUGUUUCUUGAAUAGCCACCUGCUACGUGUCCUUGGAAAUAAUCCAGCAAAAGGAUUUCAAAAUGGGAAUGCUAUGUAACCAUUGCAGUGAUGUCUUUUUUUCACAGAAAGACUGAAAUAAUGACAUGAAGAAGUGUGAAAUACUAUUCCUCUUUUCAUAGGCAUCAUUUUAGUAGCCUAAUGAUCACACAGAUUAAGUGUCAACACUAUAUGUUGUUAUCUCAGUAGCCGAAAUUUCCAAAAUAUAUGUACCCCAAGUCCCAAAGAUCGUCCCAUAUCCCAAAAUGCACUUUGCUCAGCUCCAAAGCUAUUCACUUCUCUUCCAUUUCUAUUCAGUACCCUGCUGUGUCUUUGAUAUGAAAACCUGAGCACCCUGGAAACUGAACUAGUGUCAAAUUAAUUU